Molecule: messenger RNA, 1872 nt
Organism: Ziziphus jujuba (common jujube)
Lineage: Eukaryota; Viridiplantae; Streptophyta; Magnoliopsida; Rosales; Rhamnaceae
Exons: 3
Coding region: 490-1737 (415 amino acids)
Source: RefSeq, a predicted model, not a curated record
GAAUUUCCUUCAAGAUAUGUUGUUGAAUUAUUACUAUUUUCUUUUAGAAUUUUUUUUCCCUACUUCCGUUCCUUAAAAAGUUAAGGAACAUAGUUCCGAAAAGAUGUAGUGAGACUGUCUUGCCUGCUUUUGAAACAUAGUUCCGAAAAGAUGUAGUGAGACUGUCUUGCCUGCUUUUGAAACAUAGUUCCGAAAAGAUGUAGUGAGACUGUCUUGCCUGCUUUUGAAACAUAGUUCCGAAAAGAUGUAGUGAGACUGUCUUGCCUGCUUUUGAAACAUAGUUCCGAAAAGAUGUAGUGACACUGUCUUUCCUGCUUUUGACAAGAAUUGAUGAAGGGAGGUUUAAAUUACCUGCUUAUGAGAUCAUAUUCCAUCCAAUCUUGUUUGACUGCUUAAAGUUAGUUAACCCUUUUAAGUGUUAAGGCCAUCAGAGGCAAAGGUCUUUCUUUAGGGAAGUAAUCCGGCUAGCAAAUAUAUAACAGAGUGACCAUGGCAGAAGCAGGAUCUAGGGAAAUGGAACCUAUGUUGACUACUAGAUUGGCUGUUCCUAUAAACUGUCAUUGGCGAUUUAAAGAUAAUUUUUGUUUGGUUAUACAACAUUUUACAAUGUCUUGCGUGAUGCAUGCAACCUGCAAAUCAUACCUCAUUUUCAUUGCUGGAAAUGGCCUUAUUAGAGUUGCUUAUAAAAGUGCAUCAAGUAUGAACCUUAACCAACUAAUGCAAUUGGAGGUCAAAUUUAUCUGUUUCACUACACUGAGCAUGCAUCUGGGAAAAAGUUUCAGGAGAUUCUUGAAGAAGCAUUCAUUCACCCCCUCCAAGUUGAAGGGGAGCUAUAUAUUGGAAUUCCUCCAGAACUUGAUAUUUCACCGAUCAUACAAUAUGGUUUUAGCAGAAAGUAUCAUGGUAAUUAUAAAGCUGGAUUUUGUGGUUCCACCAGGUGUUGAAUCUCGACUUGCAAUGCUCGCACUAGACAUAGAUUCUCUGAACAAGUUUUUUAAGUUGGGCAAUCGGCCUGAUCUGCCCUCUAGCUUACAGCCUGUCCACAUUCCCCAAAUUGCAACAACACUUGCUGCUGCAUUUAACAUGCUCAACUAUCGUCGUGCAAUUAUUCCUGCUGCUAAUGGACAUUGCUCAGCCCGUGCACUUGCACGUUAUUAUGCAGCCUUAGUUGAUGGUGGUGUGGUUCCGCCUCCGCAUUCUUCUUCCUCAAAACCUCCACUUGGUAGUCACCCCUACAUGCCUAAAUUUUCUCCCCAAAAUUCACUGAAAGAGCAACAAGAUCCUAACCAAAAUCAAGAAGAUGUUGAGAGUGGAAAUCAUAGUGAUGAUCGUUUCACUAAGCUUGUUGAUCAUGAUACUGACCCUUCAAGUAAUUAUGGUGGUAAAAUAUUUAGAAACUCUAGAAUUCAUGAUGCUUUCAUGGGUGUGGGUGAAUAUGGGAAUUUAGUUAAGCCAGAUGGGAAAUUUGGACUAGGUUUUAGGAGGUUCAUCUCAAAGGAGGGUUCACUUAUUGGAUUUGGGCACCCUGGAAUGGGUGGAUCAACUGGAUUCUGUGAUAUACAAAAUAGGUUUGCUAUAUCUGUGACCUUGAGCAAAUUGUCAUUUGGUGAUGUGACUGCCAGCAUUAUUCAUUUAGUUUGUUCAGAGUUGAAUAUUCCGGUACCAGAAGAGUAUUUGGGAUUUAUAAAGAUGGGUGCAGAUGCACAAUUAAACCUGGAAAGACCUUUGAUUAAUUGAUAGUGGGAAAAAGAUAUUCCCCCUUCAUUGAAUAAAAUUUGUAAUGUAUUUAUACUUUGUACCAAAUACUCAUACAGGAUUGGAGAAAGUCUACAAUGUUAGUAGAUACUACAAUAAAUGUACUAUUAUUGCAAA